AUGGGUAAGAUUAAGAAGAAGGGACAGGCCGGAGCGGCCAAGAACUAUGUUACCAGAAACCAGGCCAUCCGUAAGCUGCAAAUCAGCCUGCCCGAUUUCCGCAAGCUCUGCAUCUGGAAGGGUAUUUACCCUCGUGAGCCUCGCAGCAAGAAGAAGGUUUCCAAGUCCUCUACUGCCUCGACGACCUUCUACUAUGCCAAGGACAUUCAGUACCUUCUGCAUGAGCCGCUGCUUCAGAAGUUCCGCGACCAAAAGGCCCUCGAGAAGAAGAUCUCUCGCGCCCUCGGCCGUGGAAACGUUGGCGAUGCGAAGAGACUCGAGAAGAACGCCGCGCGCCCUGAGGAGACGGGCAAGCCGAGAUACACCCUCGACCACGUCAUCCGUGAGCGUUACCCGACUUUUAUCGAUGCCAUCCGCGACCUCGACGACUGCCUUUCCAUGCUGUUCCUCUUCGCCAACCUGCCCUCGACCUCGUCCGUGCCCGCCAAGAUGAUUGCGCGCUGCGAGCGCCUGACCCUCGAGUUCCAGCACUACCUCAUCGUUUCGCAGGCCGUUACCAAGUCUUUCCUGUCCAUCAAGGGUAUCUACUACCAGGCGAACAUCCAGGGUGAGGAUGUUUUGUGGCUGGUUCCCUACAAGUUCAACCAGAGGGUCGUUGGCGAUGUCGACUUCCGCAUCAUGGGUACUUUUGUCGAGUUCUACAUGACCCUCCUGGGCUUCAUCAACUUCCGCCUGUACACGUCAAUCGGUCUCAAGUACCCUCCCAAGUUCGACCAGAACAAGGAUGACCAGUCCGCCGAGCUCGGCGCCUUCACCAUUGAGGGCCAGAACCUCGCUGCGCCCGAGGCCAAGCAGCUCACCAACGGAGAGGCCGAGCACCAGGUUGAUCCCAAGACGCAGGCCGCGGUCAACAAGGUCCUCAAGAAGCUCAAGGACACCGAUGCCGGCGAGGAGAGCAAGCCCGAGGAGCAGACCGAGUCCGCCGAGGAGCCUACGGAUGCCAUCGACAAGUUCGAGCCCGCGGCGCCAGGUGGCGAUGUCCUUCCCCAGCCUGAGUACUCGAGCUCCGACAGAGGCAAGCUGUUCGCCAACUGCACCUUCUUCCUCUCCCGUGAGACCCCGAGACAGCCUCUCGAGUUCCUUCUCCGUUCAUUCGGCUGCAAGCGCAUCGGCUGGGACGCUGUCCUCGGCGAGGGCGCCUUCACGACCAACGAGCGCGACCCUUCCAUCACCCACCAGAUCGUCGAUCGUCCCCAGGUGUACGCUGGGAACAACGAGGGCGGCGACGGAGAGGACAACCAGACAUCCCAGAAGCUGGCGCCCAACCAGCGCAUCCCCGGCAGGAUAUACAUCCAGCCCCAGUGGGUCUGGGACAGUGUUAACGAUGAGGAGCUCAAGCCCGCGGACCAGUACGCCCCCGGCGCCCAGCUGCCUCCCCAUCUUAGCCCCUUUGUCAGACAGGUCCAGGGUGCCUACGACCCGACUGUGCCUCUCGAGGAGCAGGAGCCCGAGGGCGAGGCGCUCGCCCAGAGCGACGACGAGAUGGAUGUCGACGGCGAGGAUGCCGCCAACGACAUGGACGUCGCCGGAUCCGACGAUGAAGAUGAUGAGGAGGAGGAUGGCGCUGAGGAAGAUGCCUCUGCCGAUGAGGACGAGGAGGAAUUGUCCGACGACGAGGAGGCUCAGCGCCAGCUCGAGCUCGAGGCCGAGCUUGCCGGCGGCAACGUCAAGGCCAAGGAGACGAAGCCCAAGUCCAAGAAGGAGGCGGCGCGCAAGGCUCACGCCAAGAAGGUUGCUGAGGAGGCUGAGGACCUCGAGCGUGCCAAGGGUAUGCUGAGCAAGAAGAAGAGGAAGCUGUUUGAGCAGAUGCAGUACACUAAUAACAAGAAGAGCGCCGUGGACGAGAAGCUCAGGUCCAAGAGGAGAAAGCUGGAGAAGCAGCUCAACAAGAAGGAGAAGGCGUAG
Molecule: messenger RNA, 1965 nt
Organism: Colletotrichum truncatum
Lineage: Eukaryota; Fungi; Ascomycota; Sordariomycetes; Glomerellales; Glomerellaceae
Product: ribosome biogenesis protein pescadillo
Biological process (GO): ribosome biogenesis; maturation of LSU-rRNA from tricistronic rRNA transcript (SSU-rRNA, 5.8S rRNA, LSU-rRNA)
Cellular component (GO): PeBoW complex; nucleolus
Molecular function (GO): RNA binding
Source: RefSeq, a predicted model, not a curated record